CGCUAAGUCACAUAACCCAAACCAGACCCCGCCCAUCCCUGACCCAGCGUCAUCGGAGACCGGUUCCGGACACCAAGUUUUUCUUUUAGAGAAGACAGAUUCGAACUACUGAAGUUGAAUCUCUUGAGAAAAAUCUGUUGUUCAUUUGAUUGUGGAUUUGAAUUUUGAAUUUGACUCUUAAUGGAGAAGGGAUCGGAGCUGACAUACAGAGGGCACGAGGAGGCCCAGCCGACCGCGGACGGCUACACUCCGAAGCCACCGAAGCCGUGGCUCUCGGUAGUUCGUCUGAUUCGUUACUUGCUUCGCGAGCAGAGACUCAUCUUCGUCCUCGUUGGCAUUGCAAUAGCUACUGUUUUCUUUGCUCUCCUUCCGUCCUCGUCUCACGGCUCGUACCGGCACGACAGCGAUGUGCCGAUCUUGGACUCCAUCUCUUACUUCGGUCGUGACUCGUACCGGCAGUCGAACAAGCCGUACGAGCAGCACCGGAUGUUGGUGCACUCAAUCGGGAAGGUGCCUCUGGGGCUUAAGCGGAAGGGGCUGAGGAUCGUGGUCACCGGUGGGGCAGGGUUCGUCGGUUCUCACCUUGUGGACCGUCUGAUCGCGAGGGGAGAUAGCGUGAUUGUUGUGGACAAUUUCUUCACUGGGAGGAAAGAGAACGUCAUGCACCACUUCUCGAACCCGAGAUUCGAGCUCAUCCGACACGACGUCGUUGAGCCCCUCUUGCUCGAGGUUGACCAGAUCUAUCACCUUGCUUGCCCUGCUUCUCCUGUUCACUACAAAUUCAACCCCGUCAAGACUAUCAAGACAAAUGUGGUGGGUACAUUGAACAUGCUGGGACUGGCAAAGAGAGUCGGCGCUCGGUUCUUGCUAACCAGCACUAGCGAGGUGUACGGUGAUCCUCUGCAACAUCCACAGGUGGAGACUUACUGGGGCAAUGUUAACCCAAUCGGUGUCCGAAGCUGUUACGACGAGGGAAAGAGGACAGCUGAGACAUUGACGAUGGACUACCACAGAGGUGCUGGUGUUGAGGUGAGAAUAGCCAGAAUUUUUAACACGUACGGGCCUCGCAUGUGCAUUGAUGAUGGCCGUGUUGUUAGUAAUUUUGUUGCUCAGGCCUUGAGGAAGGAGCCUUUGACUGUUUAUGGUGAUGGCAAACAGACAAGGAGUUUUCAAUAUGUUUCUGACUUGGUUGAGGGUUUAAUGCGCCUUAUGGAAGGAGAACAUGUGGGACCUUUCAAUCUUGGAAAUCCUGGUGAAUUCACCAUGCUUGAACUUGCUCAGGUGGUCCAGGAAACAAUUGACCCCAACGCCAAGAUUGAAUUCAGAGCCAACACAGAGGACGAUCCACAUAAGAGGAAACCUGAUAUCACAAAGGCUAAAGAUCAACUUGGUUGGGAACCCAAGGUGUCUCUUCGCAAGGGUCUACCUCUAAUGGUUUCAGACUUCAGGCAACGCAUAUUUGGCGACCACAAGGAAGGUAGCACAACCUCCACCGUGUCGUCCUAAGUUGGUUUUGUUUAUACAUAGAAGGAGAAAGGGAAGAGUUUUUAAACACAGCAGCUCUCUUCCACCGACAGUGCAGAUGUGGGAACAUCAGUAGCAGUAUAGCAGCAAUUGAACCUCAUUUGUUGUUUCAGUCGCCUUCAAAACUUUAUGUUACUUUCCCUUCCAGUCUUAAUAGACAGCGAGUUGAUUCCUUAAAAAGUUUGCUUCAUGCCUAUUUUAUUCAAUCCAUUAAUGUCUGUUUUUAUGGUAUGAUAAUAUAGGCUGCAUUUUGCAGUCCCAUGCAGUUUAUGAAGUUGA
Messenger RNA from Tripterygium wilfordii, 1803 nucleotides. Its product is annotated as UDP-glucuronic acid decarboxylase 2-like. Gene Ontology annotation, biological process: D-xylose metabolic process. Gene Ontology annotation, molecular function: UDP-glucuronate decarboxylase activity; NAD+ binding. Gene Ontology annotation, cellular component: cytoplasm. The coding region runs from base 181 to 1506 and encodes 441 amino acids. The record is from RefSeq and is a predicted model, not a curated record. The transcript has 7 exons. Lineage: Eukaryota; Viridiplantae; Streptophyta; Magnoliopsida; Celastrales; Celastraceae.